This is a messenger RNA of Capsicum annuum, 2377 nucleotides long. RefSeq names its product probable E3 ubiquitin-protein ligase LOG2. NCBI's taxonomy places the organism in Eukaryota, Viridiplantae, Streptophyta, Magnoliopsida, Solanales, Solanaceae. Bases 188 to 1144 code for a protein of 318 amino acids. The transcript is spliced from 3 exons. Gene Ontology annotation, molecular function: ubiquitin protein ligase activity. The record is from RefSeq and is a predicted model, not a curated record. Gene Ontology annotation, biological process: protein ubiquitination.
UACUCCACGUAAAUAUGAUUUAAUCAAGAUAAAAUUUAGCACAUUAAUCUUAUCUAAUUAAGCAAAAUGGGAUCUAAUUAACACUAUCACAUCCUUUUGCUUGUAUAAAUUCCAUCAAUUAAUUUUCAUAUGUACACUAAUAAACACAGUAAUCAGAGCUAAUUUGAAUUUCAAUUUCAUAUUCAAAAUGGGAAAUGCCGGAAGCAGCCGGCGCCGACGGAGCAACAGCCGGAGAAACCACCCGCUACCACCACCACCACCGCCGGAGAUAAACUUGAACCGGUAUUUAUUUGCGGCAGCGACACCGUAUCCUUCUCGAUUUCCACAUGGACCGCCAUAUUAUCAGUAUGCGGGGUACUUUCCGCCACCGCCGGCGCCGGCAAUGAGAAGACGAUAUGUGAAGUAUCAAAAAGCAGUGAUGAUAAGGAAUGAUGUGAAUGUGAAGAAGGAGAGUUUGAGAGUUGAGCAUGAUGAACAGAAUCCCGGCAAGUACCUUGUUGCUUUUACUUUUGAUGCUACCGUUUCUGGCAGAUUGAUUGUCAUUUUCUUUGGGAAAGAAGGUGAAGAUUGUUCAUUGACACCAAUGAAGGAAAGCUUGCUUCCUUCAAUAACUGUUGAAUUUCAGCAAGACUUAGAUCAGAAGUUUAGGCAACCCUCAGGAACUGGCAUUGAUCUUUCGAUGUUUGAUGAAGCAGAAUCCUUCAAAGAUGGUGACGCCGAUUUAUAUCCGUUAGUGGUGAAGGCAGAGGCAUUUCCAGGUGGCCUAAGUGUAUUAGAGGAUGGGAAAGCAGCAUCUGUGUCCACAACUUCCCAGAUUACUCAAGCAGUUUUUGAAAAGUAUAAAGGUGAAUACCAUGUUAGGGUGGUGAAGCAAAUACUUUGGAUCAAUGGCAUGAGAUAUGAAUUACAAGAGAUUUAUGGGAUUGACAAUUCAAUUGAUAACAACUUGGAUGAAAAUGAUCCUGGGAAAGAAUGUGUGAUAUGCCUUUCUGAACCUCGGGACACAACUGUACUUCCAUGUCGACACAGGUGUAUGUGUAGUGGAUGUGCAAAAGUCUUGAGGUUCCAGACAUAUAGGUGCCCUAUUUGUCGGCAUCCAGUUGAGCGACUUCUGGAGAUCAAAGUCAACGAAGGUGCUGAAUAGUAAAGAUAGGAAGAGUUGCUACAACAUCCUUGUAUAAAUAUCUUUCUGUUUUCACUGUAAUCCUCUCAUUUUGCGAUUUAGUUUGUAAGUUGGUUUUUCCUUUUGUCUUUUACUUCCUUAGAUUAGAUAAUCCAACAGCUAGGCUCUUAAAAUUUUCAGUGGUUGGAUAAAGUGCAAAUUCUGUCCAUUAGAUCAAAAAAUGUUGUAUUUAACCCUUUUUUAAAUUAAAACUAUGUAGUGCUUUAGUUGAAUACCUGAGUUCCUCUUUUCAUUAACUACUGUAUGGUGUGUUUGGCUUGUUUGGAAUCUCCGAUAUCAAUUUCCCUUUUCUUUUCUUUUCAUAUUUCGUUCAUGUCUGAGUUAUGAUGCGAUAUCUAUUGUCAGCCAAUAGUCAACACCAUCUGAAAGCUAUAUUUUUAGCGGUGUAAAAUGGGCCUAUUGAUUGCCCAUGUGGACUACUGUUCUUGAAGAGUUAGCUGAAGUUAGAAGACGUUAGCUUUCUCUAGUUCCACAAUAAAUAUUUGGUAUGCUAACCAUUUCUCCAGUUUUCCUUCGUAAAUUAGUAUAUAUGAUGUCCGCUUGGCCAAGAAUGAUUCAAUUGCUUGGAAAGGUCUUAUGUUUUAAGGAGUAUUUGAGGAAAUGGUGCAAGAUAUAUAACUUUUGUGCCAGAAGCAAGCAGUUGCCUAAAAAGACGUCUUUUAACUAUGUCUAUGUUCCCAUCUGUGUCAUAUUGGAAAAGGCUGAGAAGUCUUCAUAUAGUGCUGCUGGGUUCUUUUCAAAGAUAUCCAACUUCGGUUUAUACAUCCAACAGAGGCCUUAUCACCUUUCCCCUAAUGUUUGUGAAAGAUCCAUUUUUGUGCCUGUGAUGAGAGGGAAGGAGAAGGAAGAAGAGGACAAAGCCAUUGGUGAGAUUUGAAUCAAGUAUUGGUUGGCUGCAGGAUAGGGUCACAACUAUAAAACCACAAAUGUGAUCUUGUUGGCUUCUUGCAUCUGUUGAUAUGUUGUUUGAGGUAUAUUCAGUGACUUCUCCUACCGUGAUGAGCACCUUUGGUGUGCUGGUAUGAGGUGAAACAAAUAGGUUCAUGGCUUGUGUAUAGUUUAAUUAAGGACCACCAAGGUGAAUGGUAGAAUGGAUAUGAUCACUCCACCCUUAACUAAAGUCUCGAGUGCAGGCUUCUAGGAGUGGUAGAGAGCGCUUCCUUUAUUGCGCCCUAAGCCGCCGCGAAUCCAGAU